Messenger RNA from Psylliodes chrysocephalus, 381 nucleotides. The record is from the annotation of a GenBank genome assembly. NCBI's taxonomy places the organism in Eukaryota, Metazoa, Arthropoda, Insecta, Coleoptera, Chrysomelidae.
AUGGCCACAUCGAAUGUGACGGCUGUAAAUUCGCUGUGCAAGAAAUGUAAAACUGUGCCAAAUUCUGAAGUUACUGACGAAUUUUUAAUUAUGUAUUGUGACAAAAAUGAAAAUAAAACCGGUGAUAGUGUGGACACUGCUUUCUUUGACGCUGUUGAAUCUAUCACAGCCGAUGAAAAUAAAAAUGUAUUUUUUAAUUAUAUUAUAAGGCAAAAAGACACUCUUAUAAGUGAAUUAAAAGAUAAAAUCCAAGUUUUAAAUCAACACACAAUCCUAUUAAAUAAAUUUAAUUUCUCAAAUCAGGCAACCUUACAAGAUGAAGUUGAUAAAUCAAACGAUCUUAACAAAAAAUGUCUUAACGCUGUUAUCAAGAAAAAGUAG